AUGGAAAUUUCCAUUCGUUUCUUGAUAAUUUUGGCUUAUUUUUCGUUGGGAUGGGCGACUCCUUUCAAUCAUCUAUCUAAAUUUGACGGGUGGUCAAAUUUAGAACCAGACUAUCCUUUUUAUGUCCAAAAAUUUCCAUAUAGCCAAAACUGUAAUGGAAAUGUUUCUUAUAUUAUGAAUCCUCCGGUAGUUGAGGGCGAAGGCAUAAAUGUGAUUACAAAACACGCAGGCUCUAUUUUGACCGUUCCUAAUGAUAGGAGCAGUGUUACAUGUACCAAGAUUGGUAACAAGAAGAAAAAAUGUUAUUCAGGCAGCUCUCCGAAAUGCUUCAAGGUACCGCACUUCGAUUCGUACAUAUCUGUGACUAUGAGUGAUUCUUCUCAUCAAGCUCCAAAGAACUCAUCAUUAGAUUCAACUCAUUAUUACUAUAUGCUAACACCAAAUAUGACGUUUGUAUACUUCAACUCCUCUGAACGACUGUAUCAGAACGGUUCAUAUUUGAAUUAUGAAAACUACCUUUAUCCUUGCGAAAGCAACCAAUCCUGCCAGUUUGACUUCCUGAGCUUUAGGUUUUUGCUUACUUACAUCAAUCCAAAGCUACAGUAUUGGGGUUACUAUGAUGAAGUUUAUCCCGAUGAAGUGUCUUUCUUCACUUCUCUGAAUAAACAAUUGAAUUUGACCACAAAACCUUCUAAACUUGCAUACAAGGCUCCAAAACUAAAAGCUGUUUCUCACGACAAACACAAGUCAUCCGCCUCUUUCAUAAAGGUCGAUAAAUAUGUCUAUAUUUUCCUGGUUUUCGUUACUGUUUUAUUUACAAACCUAUAA
Molecule: messenger RNA, 828 nt
Organism: Schizosaccharomyces octosporus yFS286
Lineage: Eukaryota; Fungi; Ascomycota; Schizosaccharomycetes; Schizosaccharomycetales; Schizosaccharomycetaceae
Exons: 1
Coding region: 1-828 (275 amino acids)
Source: RefSeq, a predicted model, not a curated record